Triticum dicoccoides is the source of this 947-nucleotide messenger RNA. RefSeq names its product F-box protein PP2-B10-like. NCBI's taxonomy places the organism in Eukaryota, Viridiplantae, Streptophyta, Magnoliopsida, Poales, Poaceae. The record is from RefSeq and is a predicted model, not a curated record. Bases 90 to 875 code for a protein of 261 amino acids. The transcript has 3 exons.
CUGCCGGAGGAGCUCCUGGUGCGCGUGAUCUCGCUCACGUCACCGGUCGACGCGCCAACUGCGCAGCCGCCGUCUCCCGGGCCUUCCGCAUGGCCGCUGACACCGACACCGUCUGGUCCUGCUUCGUGCCACGCGAGCUUCCGCGGUUCGCCAAGAGGGAGAUCUCCCCGGCGCCGGCGUCCAAGAAGGCGCUCUUCAAGCGCCUCUCCUGCCUACCCGCCUUUCUCCCACGGAAGCUCAUGCACAUGAGGCUGGACAAGGCUACCGGCGUUAAGUGCUUCAUGCUUUCUGCCGAGAUACUGCAGAUCACCAAGCACCAAGGCUACGUAUGGGAUUGGACUCCUCUUGGUUUUGAUCGCAAUGCGUGCCACAUUGGCAAAAGAUUCCAACAUGUCGCGACGUUUAGAAAUUGUGGCAAGAUACACUGCAAGAUGCUCUCGCAAAAGGUGAUGUACGCCGCUUACAUGGUGUUCAAGCUAGGACCCACUUCGUUUUAUGGGAUAGACUAUCCAUUCCAGGAGGCGUCGAUUAGCGUUGGAGGACGUGGAUCAACCUCGAUAGUUUGCCUCCAAAGCUGCAUGGAGGAUGAAGGCGAUGGGGGUGAGUCACCUCGGAUACAUGUCUUGGAAUCACCAGACCGUGCACAUAGAGUAGUACGGUGUCCACGGGUAAUUACUCUUGGAGAGGAUAUUGUACUCCCUCGGAAAAGGGCCGACGACUGGAUGGAAGUGGAGCUGGGUGAGUUCUACAACGAGGAAGGCUACGAUGAGGAUGUAUCUGUCAGUUUAACGGAGACAACUGUGACCAAGAAGUAUGGUCUUAUUGUGAUGGGCGUGGAGUUUAGAAAUAAGUUACAAAAGCCAACGGGGUUGUAGGGGAUCAGUAAAAAAAUCUUGGAGCUAAGAAAAGAUAUCAUUUCUGUAGUUUUGGUAACAUUACUUAAUGAG